Octopus sinensis (East Asian common octopus) is the source of this 603-nucleotide messenger RNA. Its product is annotated as tRNA 2'-phosphotransferase 1. The transcript has a single exon. Gene Ontology annotation, biological process: tRNA splicing, via endonucleolytic cleavage and ligation. Gene Ontology annotation, molecular function: tRNA 2'-phosphotransferase activity. Bases 1 to 603 code for a protein of 200 amino acids. The record is from RefSeq and is a predicted model, not a curated record. NCBI's taxonomy places the organism in Eukaryota, Metazoa, Mollusca, Cephalopoda, Octopoda, Octopodidae.
AUGGGUGAUAGACAGACCUCGAAACGGUUAGUGACCGUGUUAAGACAUUCAGCAAAAGAAAUGAACAUCAAUAUCGAUAGCAAUGGGUUUGUUAAAGUAAGCGAUUUACUAAGCAUGAGAGAAUUCAGGCAUUUAACAGCAAGUGAUAUCAAACACAUCGCGGAUCACGACGAGAAAAAGAGAUAUUCCAUAAAAAAGCAAGACGGGGAAUUAAUGAUUCGAGCAAAUCAAGGCCAUUCACUUCAAGUAUGUGAUUUAAAUUUGAAACCAGUUUUAAGUGGAAGGAAUUACCCGAACGUAAUUCAUGGAACCCGUCCUCAUGCGUGGAGUGUUAUCUCACGAGAAGGUCUGAGCAAAAUGAGAAGAAUGCACAUCCAUUUCGCUAUAGGGGAACCAGGUGACCCCAGAGUGAUCAGUGGCAUGCCACCAUAUUCUGACAUAAUUAUUUAUUUGAAUCUGAAUUUGGCUUUAAGGGACGGACUGAAAUUUUUCCUGUCCGAAAACAAAGUAAUACUCACUGAAGGAGAUGAAUAUGGAUUUAUUAAGCCAAAAUAUUUCCAAAAAGUUAUUGACAAAAGAACAGGAAGUUUGUUGACCUGGUAG